Seriola dumerili (greater amberjack) is the source of this 2404-nucleotide messenger RNA. Its product is annotated as piggyBac transposable element-derived protein 3-like. The transcript is spliced from 2 exons. The record is from RefSeq and is a predicted model, not a curated record. NCBI's taxonomy places the organism in Eukaryota, Metazoa, Chordata, Actinopteri, Carangiformes, Carangidae. Bases 1 to 1968 code for a protein of 655 amino acids.
AUGGCAGACAACACCCCCAGACGUUCAAAUGGCCACUCCCGAUCCAAACAAUGCCCAGAAGUAGUGGAGUUACUGGGGUUAAUUAGUGGAGACAACUCAGAGGUGGAAGAUUUGUCAGACAUCGAUGAUGUAGUGGGGGAUCCUGAAUUUCAACCCUCACAACAGGAGCCAAGCGGCAGUGAGGAGGACAGUAGUGGGUGUGAGGACCCAUUUGCGCAGCCCUCUAAGCCUAUCAGCGGACGUAAACGUCUCCGUGAUGAACAUAAAGGAUAUCGUUCAGAUCGUGACAUCGCCAGAUCACGCGCUCCCAAACGUCGCUCUCAGACACAGCAGGAUGAGGCUGAUGUCUCAAACAAUGUCCCUGAAGAGACAACACCAGGACCAAGCCAUCAAGAGCAGUCCAAGAAAGCGCGUGAGAUGCGAUGGACGGCUUCUCCGCUAACACCAAAACAAGCCCAGUUUGAGCAUGAGGAGGAAACUGCGCAGGACAGAGAGGACUGGACCCCACUGGACUACAUUGAACAGUAUAUUGAUAAAGAUUUGAUGAAAAUGAUUGCAGAUUGCUCUAAUGCUACGUCACUGGCUAGAAGUGGGUACACACUCAACACAUCAACUGACGAAAUUUAUCAUUUUUUUGGUGCCUGUAUUUGGAUGUCUUGUGUACCAUAUCCUGCAAUUAGGAUGUACUGGUCCAACGGCUUGAGAUUCCCUGCCGUCACUGAAAAGUUCACACGUGACAGAUUUUUCAGACUGAGGCGAUCACUCAAAGUGCUCAUUGAUUAUGACGUUCCGGAGCAUCGGAGAGAGCGUGAUAAAUUCUGGAAGGUGAGGCCUUUUCUGGACCGCAUUCUGAAAGGAUGCAAAUCUCAGGCUCGACCAGAAUGCGUUUCCAUUGAUGAGCAGAUGAUUCCAUUCACAGGAGUUUGUCCGUAUCGACAAUAUAUACCAAUGAAACCAAAUCCAGUUGGCGUGAAAAACUUUGUUUGCGCAACAGCAGAUGGUAUUGUGCUGGACUUUGACCUUUAUCAAGGUGCAGAUGCACUCCUUGAGCAGGUUGAAGAACCAGAGGAUCUGGGUUUGGGAAGCUUGGUGAUAGAUCGUCUGUCUCAAACUCUGCGUCCUAAUACAAAUGUUUACUGUGAUCAGUUCUUCACAUCCGUCCAAGCUGUGGAACACAUGAUGAAGAAGCAGAUGUAUGUAACUGGUACAGUUAUGAGGAAUCGGAUCUCUGCAGCAGUGCAGAAGCUACCAACUGACAAAGAAAUGAAAAAGGACGGAAGAGGUACCUCAGCACAAGUUACCACUGAGGAUGGAAAGAUUUGCGUAGUAAAGUGGUAUGACAAUAAACCGGUAUUGAUGAUGUCUGCUGUUCAUGGUAGAGAGCCAGAAAACACCUGCCAGAGAUGGGACAAAAAACAGAAACGAUAUGUGACCAUCCCGCGACCAAGUAUUAUCCAUGAAUACAACUCCAAGAUGGGUGGAGUUGACCUUGUUGAUAGAAUGAUGAGUUACUAUCGCAUGAAUGGCCGUACAAAGAAAUGGACACUGAGGAUGCUAAUGCACUUUACAGAUCUGGCUUUAGCCAACAGCUGGCUACUGUACCGCAAGGACCUCAAUCUAUGUGGCACACCAAAGAAAAACAUCAUGCAGUUCCUUGAAUUUCGAAUGGAAGUGGCCAUGACCUUCUUGAGUCAGCGUGACAAUGACAACAACAACUCUGACUUUUCAGAGCUGGAAGAUGACCCAGACAUUUUAGUCCAAGGGAAAAAAAGUCCAGUGAAGGCAGUCCCCCAUGUCUCAAUCCGCAGGCGGGCUAAUGCACAUCUGCCAGAGGCAGUAGACUUGAAGAAUGCAGCGCGCUGCAGAGCAAAAGGCUGCUCAGGGAAAACUCGAGUGCAGUGUGGUACAUGCAAGGUUUUCCUCUGCUUACAGGCAGGUCGCAACUGUUACAGAGCCUUUCACACGUAGGUGUAAACAUGUUCCAACGGGGGAAAAAAUAGUUUGAAAGUCUUUGUUACAGACAUACGUCUUUCUGCAACUGUUUUGCAGUACUUCAAAUGAGCCAUAUUGCUCAGCACAAUUGUUCUGUCUCAUUUUGUUUUUGCACUCAGGAAAAUACUGCUGUGUUCUGGCACCAAAUAAAUAGUUUAGCACAUCAUUACUUAAUUGUGACUUUAUUGGUUUCUAUCUAAAUUUAAAACUAAUGUCCUCAUAUGUGGACAUCAUUUUUCUCAGAAACUAUGUAAAAAGAUAAUUCUUUGUUGUUAUACUCAUCAGGUCCCAAUCAGCCUAAAUAGCAAAGAGAAAUUAAAAAUGCAUGCCAUGCAAGAGUUCGGGUUUUAGGAGGACACUGUGAUGUUUUUAUGACUUUUUAUGCCUCACUAUACUAUGACGAUUUUUUACG